AUGAUUACGUCCGAUGACCUCUCAACUGCAAUGAAAAAUGAAACACGAGCAGGCACUGGAGAAGUAACAAAGGAACACUUAGAUUGUCUUGUUCCUCCAGAGUAUGGAAGAAGGCUAGUCGCACUGUUUGUCAAGUAUGUGUUUCCCGCUCUUCCGGUAAUAUCACGCUCCCAACUUGGGUUGAUCACGACUUCAUAUCAACUACCAGAGCUUGAUGCACUAACAAAUGUACCCGUGCAUCUCCUGGCGGCUGUCUACGCAUCUGCGUUCCCAUUCGUUGCCCAUGAUGAUUAUCUUUGUGUUUUAAACACAUACCACGCAUCACCAGUUCAAAGACUAUGGCGUAUGGUGUACGAGAUCAUAUCAGAGGAGAUCCACAACCCUCGCCUUGCAGUGUUACAAGCUGCUUUGCUUUACACCCACCAACGACCACUUGAUGACGCACAAUAUACGACCGCCGAUACUCCGUUCCUGUGGUCUUUUGUGGGUCAGCUUGUCGGCCUAGCAUGUUCGCUCGGCGUUCACAUUGAAUGCCGCAUGUGGGGAAUUCCGGCAUGGGAGAAACGUCUGCGGCGUCGGUUAUGGUGGGCUGUCUACGCCGAAGAUAAAUGGCGCAGCUUGCUGAUGGGGCGGCCCCCAUAUAUACACUCAGACGAAUGGGACGUAAGUGAAUUGGAUGAAGGUGAUUUCCUCGUUGGUCCUAGGCAAGGGUUUUCUACCUGUUCCUGUGACACCGAAAUACCGUUCCGGUAUCUUGUGAACUUGGCGAGGAUCGCCGAUGAAAUUCACGAAACAUUCUACACUUUAAGAGCUUCCCAGAUCUUGAACGCAAAUUUUGAAUCUUCAGGCGAGCUAGGCCGGGCUCUUUUAGAGAACCUAAAUGCUUGGUACUCGUCUUUGCCUGAAAAUUUUCGCCUGCCAAAUUGGAGCAAGUCGGUAAAUGGCCUAGCACCGUAUCCGACUUCCAUCCAUUUUGCGUAUCUGUUACUGGUCGUCUAUGUGUACCGUGCAAUGCUUCGACCAAUGGCACGCUCGUCCAGCCCCCGAUGA
This is a messenger RNA of Penicillium atrosanguineum, 1050 nucleotides long. Its product is annotated as fungal specific transcription factor domain-containing protein. The coding region runs from base 1 to 1050 and encodes 349 amino acids. The transcript is spliced from 3 exons. Gene Ontology annotation, biological process: DNA-templated transcription. Gene Ontology annotation, molecular function: zinc ion binding; DNA binding. The record is from RefSeq and is a predicted model, not a curated record. NCBI's taxonomy places the organism in Eukaryota, Fungi, Ascomycota, Eurotiomycetes, Eurotiales, Aspergillaceae. Gene Ontology annotation, cellular component: nucleus.